AUGUCAUACUUCUUCUCCACACCCGUGGACAUCGAUAUUGUCCUCGAGGACUCGGACGACCGCCAGACCGUUGACGUGAAGCUCGACAAGAAUCGCAAAGAGAAGGUGCCGCUAUACCUCGAUGGAGAAUCUGUCAAGGGACAGGUCACCAUCAGGCCAAAAGAUGGCAAGCGGCUAGAACACACAGGCAUCAAGGUGCAAUUCAUCGGCACAAUUGAGAUGUUCUUCGACCGCGGAAAUCACCACGAGUUCCUUUCACUAGGUCAGGAACUGGCAGCACCGGGCGAGCUGCAACAUCCCCAAACCUUCGAGUUCAACUUCAAGAACGUCGAGAAACAGUACGAAUCCUACAAUGGCAUCAACGUCAAGCUACGCUAUUUCAUGCGCGUCACAGUAUCACGUCGUAUGGCGGAUGUGGUCAGAGAGAAGGAUCUUUGGGUAUACUCAUACCGGAUACCGCCAGAGACGAACAGCUCGAUCAAGAUGGACGUUGGCAUUGAGGACUGUCUGCACAUUGAGUUCGAAUACUCAAAGUCGAAAUACCAUCUUAAAGAUGUCAUAGUCGGGAGGAUAUAUUUUUUGUUGGUGCGGUUAAAGAUCAAGCACAUGGAGCUUUCCAUCAUCCGAAGAGAAACGACGGGAGCGGCGCCCAAUCAGUAUAACGAGAGCGAAACCCUGGUGCGCUUCGAGAUCAUGGACGGCUCGCCAUCAAGGGGUGAAACCAUCCCAAUCCGGCUGUUCCUGGGCGGUUUUGACCUGACCCCCACGUUCCGAGAGGUAAAUAAGAAGUACUCUACGCGGUACUAUCUCAGCCUAGUCCUCAUCGACGAAGACGCGCGACGAUAUUUCAAACAGUCGGAGAUUGUGCUCUUCCGACAAGCUCCCGAAGGAUUGACAUUAGCGCAGGAGCAGAACAAGCUCAUGGCAGUAUCUUGA
Messenger RNA from Didymosphaeria variabile, 936 nucleotides. It is a transcript of the gene vps26, whose product is annotated as Vacuolar protein sorting-associated protein 26. Gene Ontology annotation, biological process: intracellular protein transport; retrograde transport, endosome to Golgi. Bases 1 to 936 code for a protein of 311 amino acids. Gene Ontology annotation, cellular component: endosome; retromer complex. NCBI's taxonomy places the organism in Eukaryota, Fungi, Ascomycota, Dothideomycetes, Pleosporales, Didymosphaeriaceae. The record is from RefSeq and is a predicted model, not a curated record. The transcript is spliced from 4 exons.